This is a messenger RNA of Aspergillus homomorphus CBS 101889, 655 nucleotides long. RefSeq lists its product as uncharacterized. The record is from RefSeq and is a predicted model, not a curated record. The coding region runs from base 125 to 523 and encodes 132 amino acids. NCBI's taxonomy places the organism in Eukaryota, Fungi, Ascomycota, Eurotiomycetes, Eurotiales, Aspergillaceae. The transcript has 2 exons.
ACCAAGUUUGCAAAUCUACCCACCCCCUUCAUCUUCGUUAUUCUAUGGUGGAUAUUUGACCCAUCAACAACGAAUAAAUAUUCAAGAUCAUCGCUUGUCAAAAAUACUCUCAAGUUAAAUCCAGAUGAGCCGACCUCUAACACCCGAAGCCGAAUCGCUGCGAGAGCAAAUCAGAGACAUAAUUUCAAGGGCAGAUGGCGGUAAUAUAAACAAUGUGGACCGUCUUCAAGCGCUUGAUGGGCGAGUACUUUAUGCAGGGACACCUCUCUCAAUCAAAAUCGGUGACCUGAUGGAGAAGUCCGGAUUACCAGGAUCUGAAUGGGGCUUUACUGUCUGGUCUUUUCCUCAUCAAAAGCGACUUGGAAACCCGAAUAAAAACAUGUGGGUGAUCCCACUGUCAGAUCGAUCAGAAUUAAUACACGGUGGAUCACUGAAAGAAGGCUCUCUUACGCAUGUUACGGAAUUGGAGCCGAUUAUCAGUUCAGGGUCUACGAUUAUAAUCUUCUUGGAAUUGAAGCGAUAGGGGUUUUAUGCUCUCAUACCUUAAGUACAUUUCUGCCUUUAAGGCUUUCCGGCCUUGCUUUUAGCUUGGGAGGCCGGUCAGUUGACCAUUUAGUCGGGUCGCGUCUUCCUCCGAGAGAACAUCAUAUUGGAA